AUGGGUGACAAAGUAAUUUGGGGACUGUCAGAGAAAGGGAAAUUUUCAGUAAAGAGUGCUUAUUAUGCAGAUUUGGAGACCAAGAAUCAAAAGACAGGAGAAACAUCCAAUGGAGAUCAAAAUGAAAGGCUGUGGAGGAAGGUGUGGAGAUUAACAAACUCAGGUAAGGUAAAACAAUUUCUGUGGGAAGCUCUCAAUGGAAUAUUACCCACAAGGAGCAUUCUUUUCAAGAGAAGGAUUAUUGAUAACUCAACAUGUCCUGUGUGCAACAGAGAAGAAGAAACAGACAUACAUGUGCUUUGGGAUUGUCCUGCUUCAGUAGAUGUAUGUGGUGAGGAUUGUAGUCCAGUCAGAAAGUGGGGAAGAAACUAUGCUGAUUUCACGACACUGUGGUCAAAUUUACAGUCUAAGUUAGAGGAAGGAAAGCUCCACAUAGUAGCUGAGGUGUUGUACGACUUGUGGAAGAGAAGAAAUGACAUGGUUUUUGAAGGAAAAUUCAAGGGGCCUUGUGUUCUGAUCCAGCAGGCAGUGCAAGAAGUAGAGACGGUAAAUGUGGAUGCAUCCAUGGAUUCCAAGAGAGGAAAGGUGGGAAUUGGUGUUGUAGUGAGGGACUUCAGAGGAGAGGUCCAUGUGGUAGUUGCUGCCCCCAUACAGGUGAUAGAGGACAUCAAAGCUGUGGUGCACGCCCAGCCAGGGUGGUCUGUGACUUUUAAGGGAAGAGAUGGCAAUAGAGGAGCACAUGCAGUUGCGAAGUUAGCUCUCUCCUUAAGUACCGAGUGUGUGUGGAUGGAGGAGGUACCAACUGAGGUCCUCCCAGCUGUUGUAUCGGACUUGCCUAGCUUUGUAAUGUCAGUUUAA
This is a messenger RNA of Carya illinoinensis, 858 nucleotides long. RefSeq lists its product as uncharacterized. The record is from RefSeq and is a predicted model, not a curated record. Bases 1 to 858 code for a protein of 285 amino acids. NCBI's taxonomy places the organism in Eukaryota, Viridiplantae, Streptophyta, Magnoliopsida, Fagales, Juglandaceae. The transcript has 3 exons.